AUGUCAAAGAAAAUUCUUUCAGUUUUAUUUAAAGGUGGUGAAUAUAACACACCAAAAUUAUUAGGAUCAGCAGAAAAUGCCCUUGGUCUCAAGAAAUUCUUUGAAGAAAAUGGUCGUUCAUUAGUUUCAACAAGUGAUAAAGGUUCCACCAUAGAUGAACAUAUUAAAGAUGCAGAAAUUGUUAUUUCAACACCUUUUAAUCCAGUUUAUAUUGAUCAAAAAAGAAUUGAAUCUGCUAAGAAUUUAAAAUUAUUAGUUACUGCAGGUGUUGGUUCUGAUCAUAUUGAUUUAGAUUAUAUUCAAAAAUCUGGUAGAAAAAUUAGUGUUUUGGAAGUUACAGGUUCAAAUACAACAUCAGUUGCAGAACACGCGGUAUUAACAAUCUUAUCAUUGAUUAAAAAUUUUAUCCCGGCUCAUGAAUCAAUUAAAGGUGAUAAUUGGGAUAUUGCAAGAAUUUCAAGAGAUGCUUAUGAUUUAGAAGGUAAAACUAUAGCAACAAUUGGUGCAGGUAGAAUUGGUUAUAAAAUCUUGGAAAGAUUAGUUCCAUUUAAACCAAAAGAAUUAUUAUAUUAUGAUUAUCAACCAUUAAGUGAAGAAUUAAGAUCAAAAGUUAAUGCAACAAGAAUUGAUUCAAUUGAAGAAUUAGUCUCCAAAGCUGAUAUUGUUACUGUUAAUGCUCCAUUACAUAGUGGUACAAAAGGAUUAAUUAACAAGGAAUUAUUAUCAAAAUUUAAAGAUGGUGCUUAUUUAGUUAAUACUGCAAGAGGUGCAAUUGCAGUUCCAGAAGAUGUUGCAGCUGCUUUGAAAAGUGGGAAAUUAAGUGGAUAUGGUGGUGAUGUUUGGUAUCCACAACCACCACCAGCAAAUCAUCCAUGGAGAACAAUGAGUAAUGUUUAUGGUGAUGGUAAUGCAAUGACACCACAUAUUUCAGGAUCUAAUUUAGAUGCACAAGCUCGUUAUUCAUUAGGUGUUAAGAAUAUUUUAACUAGUUAUUUCACUGGGAAAUUAGACUAUAGACCUCAAGAUAUUAUUUUAUUAGAUGGUCAAUAUGUUACUAAAGCUUAUGGUGCUGAUAAAGUUAAAAAGUAG
This is a messenger RNA of Hansenula ciferrii, 1089 nucleotides long. RefSeq lists its product as uncharacterized. The transcript has a single exon. Gene Ontology annotation, cellular component: cytosol. NCBI's taxonomy places the organism in Eukaryota, Fungi, Ascomycota, Saccharomycetes, Phaffomycetales, Wickerhamomycetaceae. Bases 1 to 1089 code for a protein of 362 amino acids. The record is from RefSeq and is a predicted model, not a curated record. Gene Ontology annotation, molecular function: oxidoreductase activity, acting on the CH-OH group of donors, NAD or NADP as acceptor; NAD binding; formate dehydrogenase (NAD+) activity.